Wickerhamiella sorbophila is the source of this 636-nucleotide messenger RNA. RefSeq names its product Secretory component protein SHR3. NCBI's taxonomy places the organism in Eukaryota, Fungi, Ascomycota, Dipodascomycetes, Dipodascales, Trichomonascaceae. Gene Ontology annotation, cellular component: endoplasmic reticulum membrane. The record is from RefSeq and is a predicted model, not a curated record. The coding region runs from base 1 to 636 and encodes 211 amino acids. The transcript has a single exon. Gene Ontology annotation, biological process: endoplasmic reticulum to Golgi vesicle-mediated transport.
AUGGCAUCCUCUCUCGACUAUAUGAAAAGUUUGGGCACAGGCCUGAUUAUUCUGGCCACAGGGUUCGUUUUGGGAUCUAUUUACGCGAAUUGGGCUUAUGACUAUUAUAUGCUCUGGAAGAGCCCCGUCUCUCCUGAAAUGGUCUCACUCACCGCCCAACACUAUCGUAUGCGUGCUGGCCAGCCAGCAUUCUUGCACCAUGUCCUCCACGGUGUCUUGGCCAUUGGUUUCACUGGCAUUUUCAUCAAAAUUUACAAACCCACUGAGGCUAAUACACUCUUCGAUGGUGGAUCUCUUGUUUUGUUUGUAAUUGCCAUUGUCUUUUAUCUCUCAAACCUUCGCGUUGCUGCCCAAUCUGUCUUGACCGGUGAUUGGUACGAUAUCGACGAGACAACAGGAAUCCAGCUGAUGUCUGCUAGUCAGGUCCUUAUCGUCUUGGUGUUUAUGGGUGUUCUUGCUCUGCAACUUGGACAGUGGUGGGCGGCAAAAGACACUGCCUCCCAGAUUGCUAAAGCUAAACGCGAACAGACUCAAGCUCAAAGUGCUGCCACUUCGGAAGCAGACACUGAGCCUAGCGAGGCCGAGCCGGUAAAAGUGACUGGAUCCUCCAAGUCGAAGGCAAAUAAGCGCAAGUAA